CAAUCAGGAGGCGUGUUGUUGGCGCGGAGCCCCGCCCCCAGCAGGGGCAGAGGGUGACGGGCGAGGGUCAUGGGGUGUAAGCGAUCCUGAGCGACCGAGCCCCCGAGGGCCGCGGCAUCCCCUCGCCCCGCAGCCGCGAACAGCGCGCCGGCGCCUCCCUCGCCCGCCCGUCCACCCCCCGGCGGCGGCGCGGCCCAUGCGGCUGGGAGCGGGAGCCGGAUCCUGCGCGGGCGGGGCGUCUCAGGUGUGGCCGGCGGCCCGCGGAGGUGAGGGGGCGGCGGCGGCGGCGGCGGGUCCCUGCCCGGCCCGGUGAUUGGCCGCCAGCUGAGGGCCGCGAGGCGGCCGGGCUGGGAGGAGCCGGCUAGCAUUGUGCGCGCGGAACCGGGAAGAUGCUGCUGUCCCUGGUGCUCCACAUGUACUCGAUGCGCUGCGUGCUGCCGGCCGCCGUGCUCCUGGGCACAGCCCCCACCUACGUGCUGGCCUGGGGGGCCUGGCGGCUGCUCUCCGCCUUCCUGCCCUCCCGCUUCUACCAGGCGGUGGACGACAGGCUCUACUGCAUCUAUCAGAGCAUGGUGCUCUUCUUCUUCGAGAACUACACCGGGGUGCAGAUAUUACUAUAUGGAGAUUUGCCAAAAAAUAAAGAAAAUAUAAUAUAUUUAGCAAAUCAUCAAAGCACAGUUGACUGGAUUAUUGCCGAUAUUCUGGCCAUCAGGCAGAAUGCUCUGGGACACGUGCGCUACGUGUUGAAAGAUGGGCUGAAAUGGCUUCCACUGUAUGGCUGUUAUUUUUCUCAGCAUGGAGGAAUCUACGUAAAGAGAAGUGCCAAAUUCAAUGAAAAGGAGAUGAGGAGGAAGCUGCAGAGGUACAUGGACGCAGGGACUCCAAUGUAUCUUGUGAUUUUUCCAGAGGGAACAAGGUAUAAUCCAGAACUAACAAAAGUCCUUGCAGCUAGUCAAGCAUUUGCUGCUCAAGAAGGCCUUCCAGUAUUAAAACAUGUGCUGACACCAAGAAUUAAGGCAACUCACGUAGCUUUUGAGUCUAUGAAGGACUAUUUAGAUGCAAUUUAUGAUGUCACGGUGGCGUUUGAAGGGACUGUGGACGACAAAGGGCAGCGGAAAGAAGCACCAUCCAUGGCUGAAUUUCUCUGCAAAGAUUCUCCAAAAAUUCAUAUUCACAUUGAUCGGAUAGACAAAAAAGACGUCCCACAAGAGCAAGUAUAUAUGAAGAGAUGGCUUCAUGAGCGCUUUGAAGUAAAAGACAAAUUGCUUAUAGAAUUCUAUGAUUCACUGGAUCCAGAAAGAAGAAACAAAUUUCCUGGAGAAAGUGUUACUUCUAAACUAAGUCUCAAGAAGACUUUACCAUCACUCUUGAUCUUAAGUGGUUUGACUGCUGGGUUGCUCAUGACCGAGACCGGAAGGAACCUGUACGUAAAGACGUGGAUUUAUGGAAGCUUGAUUGGCUGCUUGUGGGUUAGUAUUAAAGCGUAAACAAGCAGCUGCCUCCGGGCAGCGGGAUGUGCCGCACUAUUUAUUAUUGGCGGCUGCACAUAACCUGCGGUUGUUCCUGAAUUUAAUGAGAAGUGUAAAUAAAGCCUUGUUGACUGAACAUUGGAUAAAAUAGAAUUUCUGACUAAAGCCAAUAUGCAUUUGGUCUUGGGCAAACAUACACGGCUUCACAACGUUAGUGCGGAAGCUGCCGGAAGGGAAAAGAUAAGCAGAGUUUGUGUGACACUUGGCAUUUCCUAUGAACUAAUGUCAACUCCAGACGACUGUUAGGACUAUGCACUUUGUUAUUGUCUUGUCGUUCAGAUAGCUGCCUUCAGGAACGUUAAUUUGCAGUGUAUGUCACCGUGUUUGUUGUUUUCAAUUUUUCACAACUCGACUGGUCCAAACUCUUAUCACUAAACUAUUUAGUAUCCUGCAGCUGUGUAAUAUUUUGCUUUUUGCUUAAUUUCUCCAAGUCAAUGAAAGAUGCUGUGGGUAAGUCUCAGGAGGACGUGAGGAGAGGGCCGAGAAGUGUUCGCGGGCGGUCUGGUCAGCACGCGCUUUUAUUGUCCCGGGGUAUUAGCUGCUUUCACGUUCUAUUUGCAAAGUAAUUAGCAUUUCUAAUAUUUAUUGAAAUUGCUUCGUUUGCACACCCUGUACCCUGUACAAAAGAAUAAUGUAUAAAAUACGAGAAUUAAGUUUAAGCCAAUAUUGCGGCCCUGAUUCAUUGCAGCCGAACUUUAAAUUGCUCAGCUUUUUCAAGAUUGAAGCCGAGCUCCCGGGACUUCACGACAUUUGUGCCAUAAGUACUUGAAAACCUUAAUAAGGCGUCCUGUUACUUUUAGAUCAAAAUAAUCAGCGUGAGCCUUUGUUGGAGCCAAGAUGGUGGGAGCUCUCACACACGUGACCCAAUUUCCUAGCAUGAGCCUUUCGCCUGGUUCUCUGGGUUUAGCAAAACAUUUAAUCCAGAAAUCAUGUUUUCUGUCACCAUGGUCGAUUUCCGCUGUACGCAAGUCCUCUUCCCCCCCCGCUCCCCGGCAGCAGCGCUGCUGGGUCGCUGGCUCCCUGGCUCCCUGCGUGGCCAGCGUGUCCUGCUGCGGAGCUGGAUCACUUAAGUGCCCGUGAGCCAGCUCACCGGCUGUGGCAAAGGCGUUUUGCAUUCGUCUAUGUCAAGAAAUCACCUUCCUCAAGCCAGUGAAAUACAGACUUAACCCACCAGGACGGAGUGAAUUUGUUUAGUUCCCAUGAGUAUUAAUGGAGCCAUACAGUUAAUCUGUGUCACCUCAAAAGAAGAGCUGUGUUUCAGGAACCCAAUCACACAAUUUUUAGUCAUGGAACAAUAUAUCCCCUGGAAGAGGACUUUUCUAAAAGUGUGAUCUGCUCUAUUUUUAUGUUACAAUCCAAACUUGAUAGCUACUAGUCCUUUAAGAUAACAUUUCUGCUUGUUGGUAAUGGAUUUUUGCUGCAAAAUUAUAUCAGUGUCUCAGAUGCAACACACCAAUUGAAUCAUGAUAAUCAAAAUGGAACUCAUAGUUAAGGGAAAUUGUGUCGAGUUUUCCAGAACCAGAGUCAGCCAUUUCAAGAACUGGGCGGCAGGGACUGGUUUGUGUGCGUUAGUGUGCACACGUUUUCACACAUUCCCACGGGAUACAGUUGGCCUAAUUAUGAAUGGGGCUGUAGGUAGAACUUACGAAACAUGUUCUCAUGCCAAACUGCAAUUUUCUCUUACUUGUAAAGUUCACUUUAGAUCAAUCCAUGUUGUGUAACUUACUUUGAGUGUCAUGGACAUGCUCUAAGUUUAAAUUUUAAGCAGCAGUCCCACUGGAACGAUGUUGAUUGUAAGUGAGUUGGAGAAGGCAGAGUGAGUUGCAUAAGAUCACUGGAACAUCGUGUUUCUUGUAACCAUCCUUAUAUUUGUCUCAUAAAAGGUCUAUAAUAUAUUUGUUUAAAAAUUUUGUAUCAAAAUAUUUGGAAAAUUAGAAGCUUCUUUUUAACAUGUAUUGAUAUGACUUGAAUUACUAUUUUCUGAAAUUAAGAGCCCUGUGUCUACCUAUAAAUCGUUUCACAUAGAUAUCAUUUAAGCUUUUGUUUGUGCUAUUUUUAUUGUUGAUUUACAGCUUAGUUAUUACUUGGGUUUCCUUUAAAAGAAUGCAAUCAGCGUGCAUGCUUUUAUGUUUUUCACAAAAGGGUGUUUGGAUGAAAGUAAAAGAAAAAAAUAAAAUCUUUCACUGUCUCUAA
Molecule: messenger RNA, 3722 nt
Organism: Camelus dromedarius (Arabian camel)
Lineage: Eukaryota; Metazoa; Chordata; Mammalia; Artiodactyla; Camelidae
Gene: AGPAT5
Product: 1-acylglycerol-3-phosphate O-acyltransferase 5
Exons: 8
Coding region: 390-1487 (365 amino acids)
Cellular component (GO): endomembrane system; mitochondrion
Molecular function (GO): acyltransferase activity
Source: RefSeq, a predicted model, not a curated record